Messenger RNA from Diaporthe batatas, 7582 nucleotides. RefSeq lists its product as uncharacterized. Gene Ontology annotation, molecular function: ATP binding; microtubule motor activity; microtubule binding. Lineage: Eukaryota; Fungi; Ascomycota; Sordariomycetes; Diaporthales; Diaporthaceae. The transcript is spliced from 4 exons. The record is from RefSeq and is a predicted model, not a curated record. The coding region runs from base 1259 to 6583 and encodes 1774 amino acids. Gene Ontology annotation, biological process: microtubule-based movement; mitotic spindle organization.
AUCAAUCAAGCCAAUUUGCUGUCGACGGGCGCAACUUGGGACCCGCCCGCACCUACUCUGGCCCGCCCCGUUCCCCAUCCCACUCUCCGUCCGCGUGCACCCUUCGUUGCAACUGUGAUCCUUCAACCUGCCCACUACGGAGAACGGGGGUACGUACCCCAGGUACCCAGCACCUCAUGUCCCAAUCUAGGUACAUUCCCUACCUACUGUGCCGUGCCCGUUACUUUUUUCCUUGGCUUGGUUUCUCGAGCUCGACUUUCUUUUCCCCGUCUAACCUUUCUUCAACAAGUCCCAGAUAUACUGUGCCGUCCUGUCCUGUCCUUGACUUGGAUCGUCCUCUGCCCUUCCCUUCCUUUCCCUUUCACCCGUUGGACGGUACUGGGCACCUGGGCAUGUGUGGGCAGUGAAGCUGGCCAGACAGACAGACAGACAGACACUCACACAUUCCUUCACUCACACGUUCACACAUUCGCAUUCGCACCCCCCCCCUUCGCCCCCCCCUCACCAGCAUCCGUAACCUAGCAUCGGUACGGGUGCAGAGAAGCCGUUUAGAGAUUUAUAAUAAUCUGCGCCCGAAAGAAGAAGGAACCCUGACUGGCGGUCCUCAACCGCUGAACCCUGCCAUCUGCCACAAGCUGCCUUGAUCCAGCAAAGAGCAACGACGAACGCGACCCGAGCACGCCUCGGUCGCUUUUAAUUUGCCCAGCGCUUCAGGAUCCCAGACCCGGGGUCCCAGACCCAGACCCCUACCGGAGACGGACUGCCAACCCACCCCAGUCGCAAUCAAAUAAACACCGUGGACCCCCCUAAUCCCAAUCAGCGGCCUCUAAUCUGGUGCUGCUGUUGCUCGUCGACGUCCGUUCUGGCACUCGUCAGCCCGAGCCGGCCACCGUCUAAUCAAACAAUCCUGCUGCAAUAUUUUUUUUUUCAUGAUACCCGACGGCCACAGGGAGAACCCAAAAACCUCUCUGCAUGCUGGGCUCCAACACUCUUCACGUUUAUGACGCCUGUUGUGUGGAGUGGGUGACCGCCACGCACCAAGCACCACGCUUGCGGGGAGUCUCCUUGAAUCCCGUCCACCAGUCCCGUCUUGCCGCCAGCUCGACGAUUCGCGCCAUCGGUUAUACCCAGUCAUCGCCUGCUAAGGCGUGUUGGAGGGCGCGGUUGGCCCGGCCGACCGACCGACAAAGAGAGCGCAUAAACACUAUCGAGUGCAUACAACAACGCCUGCUCGCCCCUGCCUCCCUAGCCGCCCACCAUGACUUCACCUCCCAACUCUCCUGGGAACCCGCCCCAGCGACCCCAGAGCGCCAUGAUCCGACCGACCCAGAGGAGCAGCAGCCGGAUGAGCUCGUCGAGCAAGGCUGGAGGCGGCAGCAGGGCUUCAGAUGAGGAUGGCCGGACAUCAGUCAAAGUUGCCGUGCGCAUCCGGCCGCCAUUACAACCAACCGACCCCGGGUUCGACCUCAUUCCCCAGCGCUUCCAGAGAUCUAUGGUCCAGGUCAUGUCAAACACGACCCUGGCCAUUGAUGCGCCUCAAGGUCGCAAGGUCUUUGUUUUCGACCGAGUCUUCUCCCCCGAGUACGACCAAGCUGGGGUCUGGGACUACCUCGAGGACUGCGUCACCGCCUUCACCACCGGUUACAAUGUGUCUUUGCUGGCGUAUGGCCAGUCAGGCGCAGGAAAGUCCUACACAAUGGGUACUUCGGGUCCCAACGAGCAGGGUGAUUUGGACGUCAUGGGUGUCAUCCCACGCGCCGCAACCGCGCUGUUCGAGAAGCUCGAUGGCUCAAGGGGGAACCUAAACCGCGGUUCCAUGUCGCAACUGCGCGCCCCCGCGAGGUAUUCUGCCCAGAUGCCCGCGCGCAACGCAGACAAGAAUUGGACCUUGAAGGCGACCUAUGUCGAAAUAUAUAACGAGCAACUGCGGGAUCUUUUGUUGCCGGAGCACAUACCCGCACACGAACGUAGCCCCGUCACAAUUAGGGAAGAUACCAAAGGCAACAUAAUCCUGACAGGGCUGCGGCAAGUCGAGAUAAACUCCGUAGAAGAUCUGCUGAACGCCUUGAAUUUUGGGUCGACUGUGCGACAAACUGAUGCAACCGCCAUUAACGCGAGGUCGUCUCGAUCACAUGCCGUGUUCUCUCUGAACCUGGUACAGAAAAAACCGGGUUUCCCAGGUAGCCAAGACAAACGACACUCUAUGCCGGUGGAAGCCAUGUCUGGCGGCGAGGCCUGGACCACGACGGACAGCAAGAUGCACUUUGUCGACCUGGCUGGCAGUGAACGUCUGAAGAACACCCACGCAGAAGGGGCAAGAGCCAAGGAGGGAAUUUCCAUCAACGCUGGUCUGGCCGCACUGGGCAAGGUUAUCUCCCAGUUGUCUUCGCGAAACGCUGGCGCACACGUCUCUUACCGAGAUUCCAAGUUGACGAGACUCCUGCAGGACUCUCUCGGCGGCAACGCGAUUACAUACAUGAUCGCCUGUGUAACACAGGCAGAAUUCCAUCUGAGCGAGACCCUGAACACCGUGCAGUAUGCGCAGCGUGCUCGUGCCAUCCAGAGCAAGCCCAGGAUCCAGCAGGUCGAAGAGCGUGACAAGCAGGCCCUGAUCGACCGCCUCAAGGCAGAGGUCGCCUUUCUGCGAGACCAGGUCAGAGGCUCGGAGCGGUCCGGGGGCGAUAGGCGUGUGGUGUCCUCAGGGGAGAGAUCAGAGCGAUCAAACGAGCGGGAAACGGAACUGCAAAACCAACUCCUGGACGCUCAAGAGAAUUAUUCGUCCCUGAGCCAGAGGCACGCGAAACUCAUCGCCGAAAUGGCCAAAGCACGGGACUUGGAGGAGGCAGAGAAUGCGCAAUUCGAAGAGAGCCUGGGCGAGACUGCCACCGAGAGGCUAAACCGGUCCAACAACUUCGCACAGGCGGUCGAGCAGGUCGUCCUCGAAUACGAGAAAACUAUCCAAGCACUAGAGCAAUCCCUCUCUGGCACACGCGGCACACUCCAUAACACGGAGACGGCCCUUUUGGAGAAGGAGAGCAAGCUGGCAUACGUCGAAACAAUCAACACGCAGCUCCAGACCCGGCUUCAGAAGCUCAUGGACAGGGAGGCCAACACCGAGAACUACCUCCAUGAUCUGGAAGCCAAACUCGACGGGCACACUUCGGGAGAGGAAAAGAACGCAACCAUCAUUACCGAGCUUCGUAAGGAGAUUGCUCGCGUGAGGGAGAAUGAGGCCAGUUGCGAAGAUUACAUCUCUACCCUGGAGGAGAGGCUUGCCGAGGCUGACCAGGACGCCGAGCUGAUGCAGCGCGAGAUCGAUCGCCUGGAGCAAGUGGUCGAGCGCCAGCGAAGCCUGGGCAAGCUCGAUUCCUUGCUGUACGAGCUGGACCAUAUGCAAAAGGAUUCGAGCGUGCCGGAACCGGAGGCUGAGCUGAGCAACGGGUCGAGCCACCGAAGGAGCAUCAACCGCGGCCUCGCUGACCAUUCUCGUAGCCAAAGCGCCAGUGGCCGUCAAAGCCGAAUGGAGGAUCCAAUCCCCGAGGACAGGGAGGAGGACAUACCUGAGGAAGGACCCAUCUCAGCCAUUGCCGAGGAAGUGCACGACGCAGACCAAGCCAAUUGUGACAAGUCUACUCCUCAGUCCGACUCACAGCUUGACUACCCUACCAGCCCGGCCCAGUCCAAGUUUGUCCAGGACAAGCUGGAGAACGUCACGCACGAGUUGAUGGAUCUCAGGGUAGAGCACGAAAACACCCUGACCCAGUACGACCUCCUGCAUGCCAAGUACGAGCAGUCUCUCAAAGCUCUUGCGGAGUUGCAAGAUACAAUCGACGAGUCACGUCACCCGCACCGGCCCCGCGACUCUAUGCUGUCCAUCACUUCGCCGUCCGAGAAUCAGACGAGGCCGUCCUCUUUCUUGUCGGAGCCGAGGUCGGGUCACACCAGGGAUGGCAGACCGCCACUAUCCUCGCGUUCGCUUUCUUCGGAAUUAUCAUCAGCCAUGGAGUUCCCAGCCGGGGCGGAAGUAUCUGAUACAGAGACGGCGAAGCCCAAAUCUGAGGGUCGCGCCGCCCCCGAAACCUCUCGGGAACCGCUGCCAACAGUGGAGGCGCAUGGCCCGGCUGACGAUGAAACUGACAACUCGGCAAUGGCAAUCGAGCUCGAACGGCUCACAGCCCUGGCAGCUGAAAAGGAGGCCGCUGAAAAGCAACUCGCCGAGAAAUACACCGAGCUGGAAAAGAAGCAUCACGAGACGCUCGAGGUGGUGGAGGACCUCAAGACCGAAGUCGCCAAGGCCCGCCACAACCUCGAACCGCCCUCGCCCGUCAAAGGCGCACCCGUCAUUCGACGCAAGUCCAGCCAGAACGUGAUGAUCAUCGACAGAGCACACAGGUCCUUUGCAUCGCUUCGUAAUAUCGCCGCGGACAAUUUCGAGGACAAUCCUGAGACAAUGCAGAACUUCGAGCUCAACCUGAACGCCGCUAUGCACGAGCUUCACGCCAGGUCGGAGAGGAUUCAGGAGCUCGAGGCUGACGUGGCGAAUGCGAGGAAGGAGAUGGAAACCAAGAUGCAGCUCAUCUCCGGUUUGACCCGCGAGCGCUCAAGCUUGAAGGCCUCCGCUAGGGACGUGUCUCUCAUUUCAACACUGAGAGAUCAGCUGGAGAAGAAUGAACGGCAGCUUCAUGAGAUGCAAGAAGCCCAUGCUGUACGCGAGAAGGAACUUCAGAGCGAGGUUGAGAGUCUGCGUGCUUCAAUGGAGACCGCCAAGACCGAGGAGAAGAAGGCCGAUGCCGAUGUCGUCGACGCAGACCAGGGAGCUGUGCACGAGCAGAGGAUUAUGAAGCUCGAGGCCGACCUCGCGGACUGGGAGAACAAGCACAAGACAGCCUUGGACACCAUGCAGAGCACCGAGCAGCAGAUGCGAACUACCAUCGAAGAACUCGAGGCCCAGCUUGCUAGCGUCAGCGCCCAACUCAAGGACUCUCCUCGCUCGACCGAGGGCGAGGGCGAAGCCCAGCACGCUGAAGCUAAGACCGAGGAACUCAUCUCGACACUACGCAGUGAGAUUGACCAGCACAAGACCAUCAUCAGCACCAAUGCUGCCCGGGUGUCCGAGCUGGAAGAGGCGCACAGUCUUGUCAAGAAGGAGCUCGAGGAGGCGCACAAGGCCCGCGAACUGGUCAUGUCGGAGAUCGAGGAGCACAAACAGCUGCUUGAAAGCCAUAGAGACGAGCUGGAGAAGGUGCAGCAAGAGGCUGACCAGCAGAGGUCAGAGGCUGAAGCACACAAGCACGAUGCUGAGACCCAUUCCCAGCUCGUUUCGACACUCGAGAACCAGAUCUCUUCCCACGAGCAGGUCAUCAAGACCCACCAGAGGAGCAUGGAGCUGCUCAGGACAACUCACGCCAAGGAGAUUGAGGAUCUCCGUGCUUCGUCGAAGCAGGAUGCUGACGCGAGGGUCGACGCCCUCAAGGCGGAGCACGCGAAGCACACCACGAAACUCGAAACCCAGCUGACUGAAGCCCGCGAGGACUUGAUGAAGGUAGCCACCCAGGUUGCCUUUGCUCUUGGGCUGGACGUCAGUGUUGAGCUCAUCUCCGAGCGCAUCGAGGACCUCAUCGCCGACCAGAAGGCCUUCGUCGAGGAGCAGAAGAAGGCCAACGAACUCGAAAAGGCGGUGCACGAGAUCUCCAAUGUCAAUGAUGCUCUCACACAGGAUCUGGAGUCCGUCAAAUCGACGUUGUCUGAUAUCCUGUUGGAGCAAGGUGCUGAGCUGAGGAGCCCCUACCCGAGUGUGACGGAGCAAGCCACCGUGAUCAAGAGGAAAAUGGUGGAUCUGCAAAGCAGGAACAAGAAGAACUCGCGUCUGGUAGACGAGCUUGAGGAACAACUCCAGAGCAACUUCGACCAGACGAACAACCGCCUGUCGACUCUUCACGAGAGCAACACUCGGCUGGAGGAGGCCCUCAGCGCCAAGAAUGCCCUGCAGGGCGAGCUGAACACGCUGAGAGAGCAAUAUGCAUCCCUCCAGAACAAGAUGAACAGUGGUGUCAAUGGUGACACCAUGGGACGCUCUGAUUCCCUCAACGGCACAGUGCGCAAGUCCGCAUCUGUCACCUCGCUACCCUCACCACCUCCUUCCGUCCCCCUGCCUCCGCUGCCUGGCGGCGUCUCAUCCUCGGGCACAACAUCGCCUAUUCCUGGCAUGCGCCCGCCAUCCAAGGACAUGGCGAUGCAGCACCAUAUCCAUGAGGACCAGGAAGCCCGCAUCCGCACCAUCGAGAAGCACCUCUCGGCGGAGAAGCAGCUCACGUCGACGCUGGAAGAGGCGCUCACCGACCUGGAGCGGCAGUCCAACAAGGUCAAGGCGGACUGCGACGCGUGGCGGCGACGAUGCACGGAGCUCGAGGCGGAGAUGAAGGCCAUGAAGGAGAAGCCGCCGCAAGACCCACGCUGGAGCCUCCAGCAGGUCGAGGAGGAGCGCAAGAAGCGCGAGGCCGCGGAGAGGGCGCGCGCACACCUCGAGGAGAGAAUGAACGCCAUCAACAAGAAGAAGAAGAAGGGCAGCCUGAACUGCUUCUAAUCUCCCUCGGUCCUUUGCACGGGCUGAGGGUAUCUCACGCUUACGAUAUGACCCCAUUGCGACAUACCUGGGAUGGAAUUCGGUUUCACAACCCCCCUAUACAACCGGGCGGGCCUUCUUUCGCACAUAUUACCCCUACCAUGUUUACAAAUCUAUCACCCUGUCCUACUUCGAUGCUUUUGUCUGCAUGGCGAGCUAUCAUCACAUCACAUUUGGUGGCGAGGAGUUCUUGUGGGUACCACGAUGUUGUCACUAUGACUUGGCCACAUCGAUGAUGCGCAUUCGGUCCAGCACGCGACGGACACUCUUGUUUUAACAUCUCGUCUUUUCUUUUCAAACUAUACGAUCAUCGCCAGUCCUCCCGCGCCACUUCACCGCAUAAUGCUUAUUCACCGUGACGAUUCACAUCACCACCCCUUCAUGCCCCUCCCAUACACGCUUAUUACGUUCAUGUUCGGAGUCAAAAGGCACAAGAAGCAAAAGAAAAAAAACCGAAAGAAAGAGAAUGAGAUUAAAAAAAGCCCAAGGCCUCUUUUUUUUUGUUUUCUAUUUGGAGAUUGACGAGAAGAGAGACUCAAGUCAGUUGGAUCUUGAUUUUCGAGUCGAAAGACAUGAGAUGAGGAGAGUUGUGAAUGGGCGGGACGGACUUGAGUGUGCGCGCAUGUCAUGUCCGUGCUGGCCUCCUUCCUCCGGGAGGAAGCGAGACUUUGUUGUUGAUGUUUGCAGUUGAGCUGAGAUACCACCAAUACACUUCUGCCUUUUUCCCCGUCACCGUCGAGGCGGCCUUUAAAUAAGCGUGAAAUUGUGCCUGAACCCCAUGACAGAUGACAGAUGGGUGACAGGGCCCCGAUCCUUACUGGAAGGGAAGUACACUGAAUUCUCGGCUCGGCGUGCACGAGUCUUUCGUGUAGGCCAGCAUCUCUACGAAAACAGUUAGUCGCAGCCGAUCUGAGCGAGUGUCUCUGCCCUUCCUGGGCUGCUGAACACCAGGGCUCGCCG